UCUCUGAGCUGUGAGGAGGACGACAGCUCUGCUGGAUGGACUCUGAGGAGAAACACAAGCAAACGACAGAAGACUCAGUGUGGAGAUGGGUGGGGAAAACCAGCUGGUUUGAUCUGUAACAUCAGCUACAUCGACACAUGGGACAGUGGGGUUUACUGGUGUGAGUCCAGAGAGGGUCCCAUCAGUAACAUGGUUAACCUGACAGUCACUGGUGGAUCAGUGAUCCUGCAGAGUCCUGUCCUCCCUGUGAUGGAGGGAGAUGACGUCACUCUGCUCUGUAAAACAAAGACCACUCCCUCCAACCUCCCAGCUGCUUUCUAUAAAGAUGGCUCCCUCAUCAGGAAGCAGCCUACAGGUCACAUGACCAUCCAGCAUGUUUCCAGGUCUGAUGAAGGCCUCUACAAGUGUGACAUCAGCGGUCAUGGAGAGUCUCCAUCCAGCUGGAUCACUGUCACAGGGGAACACACCCCCACACCUCCACCUACAUCCACACCUCCACUUAUAAACACCUCUAUCCCUGCACCAGCCUCUGUCCCUCUUCUUCUUCAUAUGUUAAUCUCUUUUGCAUCAGUCUGUAUUGUGGUUCUACUGGUGUUACUGGUUCUGCUGGUGAGACGAUGUGUUCACAGGAAACCUGAAGCAGACAUAGUUGGGGAAGAUGACAUCAUCACUGAUGUGAUGUACAGUGAUGUCAAAACAACAAUUCAUCAACAGCCAAUCAGAAGAAGCACAGAGACUGAUUCAGCUGUGGUCUACUCAGCAGUGAGAACUGAAGAUGUUAGUUAUGGACAAACAACCAUCAGAACAAGGAGGCCCAGACUUUAAACCAGAGCCAGACGUCGUCUACUCUUCACUGAAGCAGUCCACCAGUCCAACCACUGACAUCCAGCUGCUGGUCUCUAACUGGUCUAACAGAUUUUUAUAGUUUGUAUAGUUUUAUUUUUAUUUGUCACUUAAAUUUUCAUUCCUCUUUUUAAAAUCUGCUCUUGAGUUUCUUAUCAAAGCACUUUGUAAACUCUAAUAAACAAGUUAUAUAAUAACGUUCUCCAUCAUUAUUAUUA
This is a messenger RNA of Oreochromis aureus, 1061 nucleotides long. RefSeq names its product low affinity immunoglobulin gamma Fc region receptor II-a-like. NCBI's taxonomy places the organism in Eukaryota, Metazoa, Chordata, Actinopteri, Cichliformes, Cichlidae. Gene Ontology annotation, molecular function: transmembrane signaling receptor activity. The transcript is spliced from 6 exons. The annotation marks the transcript as partial. Gene Ontology annotation, biological process: cell surface receptor signaling pathway. The record is from RefSeq and is a predicted model, not a curated record.